CAGGAUAUUAUAUGCACAGUCAACUUGCAGCACAACUGCCUCGACGCGAAAUGCAGAGACUUGUCUAUGAAGCAUCUGUGGCAGGAACAUAUCCAAACCGACCGAACGAUGAGCAUCAUGGAACACCAACCCUCACCGGAAUAUUUCCUCAACACAUGGUCCAUCCACAACUAUCAACACAUACACUCUGUUCUCCCAGAAUUCCUU
Molecule: messenger RNA, 207 nt
Organism: Suillus discolor
Lineage: Eukaryota; Fungi; Basidiomycota; Agaricomycetes; Boletales; Suillaceae
Exons: 1
Source: RefSeq, a predicted model, not a curated record